Phascolarctos cinereus (koala) is the source of this 1532-nucleotide messenger RNA. It is a transcript of the gene CD8A, whose product is annotated as CD8 subunit alpha. The record is from RefSeq and is a predicted model, not a curated record. Gene Ontology annotation, cellular component: external side of plasma membrane. Lineage: Eukaryota; Metazoa; Chordata; Mammalia; Diprotodontia; Phascolarctidae. Gene Ontology annotation, biological process: cytotoxic T cell differentiation; T cell mediated immunity; cell surface receptor signaling pathway.
GGAAGGCCCCUGCAGAUGGGACUAUGCCUCUGCUCCUGGUCCACCCCAACCUACCCUCCAGGAUGCCAUGCUUUGGGGUGUCAAGUGACAUCACAUUCUCCGGUCUCCACGGGGCAAGACAGAGAAGCUUCCCUACCCUUCACCCAGCCGGGGCCCCCCUCCUCUUACCUGGAGCUGCCCAGCUUUCUGGCUCGAGUGAGACUGUUCGCUGGCCCUCUGGCCCGGCGGGAAGUAGCAAGGGAGCCAGGGAUGGGCUCCCCCUUCGCUGUACGAUCCCUGUUCCUGCCUCUGGCCCUGCUGCUCCAGCCCGUCGGGUCCCAGGCGCAGCUGAGAUUCCGGAUGAAUCCCCUGGAAAAGCGGGACGUCCGGCCAUCUGAGAAGGUGCAGCUGCAGUGCGAGACGCUGGGCACUUCGCUCACGGGAUGCUCGUGGCUCCGCCUGGCCCCCGGAGCCCUGGUCCCCACCUUUCUACUCUUCAUCUCGGGCAGCACCCCAAGCGUGAAGCUGGCGGACGGCCUGGACCCCAAACGAUUCCGUGGUGAAAGGACCUCGCCGUCGAUGUACCGCCUGACCCUGAAUAACUUCAGAGCCGAGGACCAGGGCCACUACUACUGCGUGGUCACCCGCAACUCGGCGAUGUCUUUCAGCCCCUUCGUGCCUGUUUUCCUGCCAGUAAAGGCUACCACCACCCCUGCACCCAAGCCCAAGACCACCACUCUCCCGGCCACCACCAGCUCUUUCAAACAGAUUCCGGCAAGUUCUGACAAUUGCAAGACCAACCCCCGCCCCCAAGAAAAGAAGGGAUUGGAUUUCUCCUGUGACCUGUACAUCUGGAUGCCCCUGGCUGGUGUCUGUGUUGUCUUGCUUCUGACCCUGAUCACUACCAUUAUCAUCUGCCAGAGGUCACGAAGGCGAGUCUGCAGGUGUCCGAGGCCCUUGAUCAGACCAGGAGGAAAGGCUGGCCCAUCAGAGAGAUAUAUUUAACCCAGCUCAUGGACAUGCAGCAGCAACAAAUAUGUCUACUACAAGACUGCUAACUGAGAUAUUUCCCUGUAUAAAUUAGCAACCAUUUCCCCCUUCUAUUUCUUCUUUCUUUCCUCUUUUUUUUGAGGGGGGAGACAGGGUGAGGGUAGGGGUGGGGAAUAGGCGUGUCGGGGGGGUGUUCGUUUUCUCUGUUUAUUUUGAGUAUUGCAAGAACAAGGAACUUUGUGUCAGGGCUUCAGUCAGGAGGGUGCUGUGAGGGUGCAAGGACUGGGCACAAAAUGGCGGCUGUGCCCAUCUCCUAGUCAUGGAAUCCUGGGGCUGGGAGGAAGCCUUAGAGAUGGACUCCUCCGGGGGGGGGUACUAGAGCCAGCUCACAUCGGCUCGCAGAAGGCCAGUUGUAAAAUUCUCAGUGUGAGCAAUCACAUCUUGGAAAUCAGGGGGGGAAAAACACGCUACAAAUCGAGUCUUGAUUUAUUGUUUUGCUGAUUGUCUAGUCUUAAGAAAGUGGUAAGAGAAAAUGAUGGCAAUACAAAUCAAACUUAAAAGUA